AUGGAAAGAACAAGAUAUGCAUAUGAGAAGUACCGUGAAGUUAGAAGUCAAAUUACUUCUGGUCGAACCUUUACAGUAAACUUUGACGAAGGAAAGAACAAAGAAGGCUUCAUGGGUGUACUUGCUGCCAUACAAGACGGAAAUAAGAAAGGACACAAUCUCAGAUUGACCAUAACAGAUUUGGAUGGUCACAUUUACUAUGCAUAUGGCAAUGUCACAACAGCUGCAAUGCUUCUUGACGCUUUCAAGACUACAAAGAGAGAACAAAUGGUUGACUCCGACUCAGACAUUUUGAAUGCAAUUGAAGGAAUUGCAAGUGUCAAGUUCGAAUGGUACCAACCUAACCCUCAAGCAGUCAGACAACAUGUUUGUUAG
Trichomonas vaginalis G3 is the source of this 375-nucleotide messenger RNA. RefSeq lists its product as uncharacterized. Lineage: Eukaryota; Parabasalia; Trichomonadida; Trichomonadidae. The transcript has a single exon. The record is from RefSeq and is a predicted model, not a curated record. The coding region runs from base 1 to 375 and encodes 124 amino acids.